Molecule: messenger RNA, 1599 nt
Organism: Bipolaris oryzae ATCC 44560
Lineage: Eukaryota; Fungi; Ascomycota; Dothideomycetes; Pleosporales; Pleosporaceae
Exons: 4
Coding region: 1-1599 (532 amino acids)
Biological process (GO): carbohydrate transport; transmembrane transport
Cellular component (GO): membrane
Molecular function (GO): carbohydrate:proton symporter activity
Source: RefSeq, a predicted model, not a curated record
AUGGGCUUCUCUCUUCGCCCGCCAAAGACCACGCAAAAGGUCGUGCCCGUCAAGCCGCCAAAGGGCCAUUUUUUCUUUGCUGGUCGUGCUUUUGAGCGCCUGCCAUGGUGGAAGCGACCCAAUCUGCGUAGACUUUACAUCUACAUUGUCAUUCUUAUCUUGACUAACACGGCUAAUGGGUUCGACGGGAGUAUGAUGAAUGGUCUCCAAUCGCUUUCCUACUGGCAGGACUACUUUGGUGCACCCCGUGGUGCCAUGCUUGGUUUCUUCAACGCAUCGAUGUCUCUUGGUUCACUCAUCGGACUGUUCUUCACGCCUUACCUUAUCGAUUGGAAGGGCAGGAAGAUUGGUGUCAUGAUUGGGUGUGCAAUCAUGCUGUGCGCUGUUGGACUGCAGACAGGAGCACAGGACAUUGGCAUGUUCAUCGCUGCUAGACUGAUCCUUGGGUUUGGAGAUACCAUUGUGCUGGGCUCUGCUCCGCUGCUUAUUGCGGAGAUUGCUCAUCCCCAGGAUCGCGCUGUUUUGGUCACCCUAUCAGGUGCAAGCUACCAUUCUGGGGCUUUUAUUGCGUCUUGGGUUACUUAUGGGACACUUCAGAUUCAGAGUGACUGGUCAUGGCGCCUGCCCUCACUUCUCCAAGCAAUCUGCUCCCUAAUCAUCAUCGCCUUCGUACCCUUCAUGCCCGAAUCCCCUCGUUGGCUAUGCAACAAAGACCGCCACGAAGAGGCUCUCGCCGUCUUCUCCAAAUGGCACGGUGAAGGAGACGAGAACGACGAGUUCGUCCAACUCGAAUACGCCGAAGUCCGCGCAGCCAUCGACUUGGACAAGCAGCAAAACGCCACCAGCUGGUCCGACUUCCUCAAAACCAAGGGCAACCGCAAGCGAAUCACCAUCAUCACCGCCAUCGGCUUCUUCAGCCAGUGGAGCGGCAACGGCUUGAUUUCCUAUUACCUCAAGUACGUCAUGGACAACGUCGGCCUGACAGAUCCCCACACGCAACUCGGCAUCAAUGGCGGCAUGAAAACCCUCGCCCUGUGCGAAAACUUCCUCUUCGCCUUUCUCGUCGACAAACUCGGUCGUCGCCCCAUCUAUCUCAUCUCUACAAUCGGAACUUUUGUCAUGUUCAACAUCUUUACUAUUAUUUCCGCGCGCUACGACGCAGCUCCUCGUGCCCCUCUCGGUAAAGGCUUCAUAGUUAGCAUCUUCUUCUACGGCAUCUUCUACGACAUCAAAUCCGGCAUAAUGGCCGGCUACACCACUGAAAUCCUGCCGUACGGCCUCCGCGCCAAAGGCUUCACCUGGCUCAACUUUUGCGUCACCGCCGCCCUCUUCUUCAACCAGUUCGUCAACGGCAUCGCGCUCGACGCUAUCCAGUGGCGCUACUACAUUUGCUAUUGCGUUUUUCUCGCCUUUGAGAUUGGCGUGAUUUACUUUUGUAUUGUGGAGACGAGGUAUACGCCUAUGGAGGAGAUUGCAAAGUUCUUUGAUGGCGAGGAGGCGGUGGAUGUAGGGGAGGCGGCGUUGGCGGAUGUGAAGGAGAGGGGGGUGGGAGGGGAGAAGAAUGUGACGGUGGAGCGGAUUGAGCAGGUGACGAAGUAG